Onychostruthus taczanowskii (white-rumped snowfinch) is the source of this 1300-nucleotide messenger RNA. RefSeq names its product myelin protein zero (gene MPZ). Gene Ontology annotation, cellular component: membrane. Gene Ontology annotation, biological process: myelination. Lineage: Eukaryota; Metazoa; Chordata; Aves; Passeriformes; Passeridae. The transcript is spliced from 5 exons. The record is from RefSeq and is a predicted model, not a curated record.
GCCCUGGGGGGCAGCCACCCUAAAACCGCGUCCCCGCCGCUGUCCCCUCCGUGUCACCGCCAGCAUGUGUCCCCAGGUGUCCCCGAGGGCCACCCGCCGCCUCCUCCUCGUGGCCGCGCUGGCGGCGGCGCUGGGAGUGUCGCCGGUGUCCCCAAUCCACGUGUACACGCCGCGCGAGCUCUAUGGCACCGUGGGCUCGCGUGUCACCCUGUCCUGCAGCUUCUGGUCCAGCGAGUGGAUCUCGGAGGACAUUUCCAUCACCUGGCACUUCCAGGCCGACGGCUCCCGCGACAGCAUCUCCGUCAGUGUCCCCAUUGUCCCCGCCGUGUCCCCAAGCCGUCCCCAGUGUCCCCGUCCUGUCCCCGCCGCGCCCUCAGCGCCGGUGUCGCCUCGUCCCAGCGGCAUGCCACCCCGCUACGGUGUCGUGCUGGGCUCUGUCAUCGGCGGGGCGCUGCUCCUGGUGGCCGUGCUGGUGGCCCUGGCCUACGGCACGCGCUACUGCUGGCGGCGGCGCCAGGCGGCUCUGCAGCGGCGGCUGAGCGCCAUGGAGAAGGGGAAGCUGCAGCGCUCGGGCAAGGACGGCUCCAAGCGCAGCCGGCAGGCCCCCGUGCUCUACGCCAUGCUGGACCACGGCCGCAGCGCCAAGAAAGCCAAGGGCGACUCGCGCAAGGAUAGGAAAUAGCGGUUAGCGGGCAGGGAGGGACCCCCGGGGGCGGCCGGGGCCGAGGGGGACCCCCGGCCCCCCAAAGUCAUCAUGACCAUCGAGAUGGAGCUGCGGGGGGAGCCCCAGGCCGCGCCCCCGCCCGCCGCCCGCUCCCCGAGCCGGGGCAGCCUCAAGAGCGCCCUGCUGAGCAUCAUCAAACCCAACUCGGGGGGCUCCUGACUGCCCCCCCGGCCCCGGCCGCGGCCCCUCCGGGCUCGGGACCCGGCGAGGAGCGGGGUGUGGUCCUCGCCUCGGGUCCCCCGGCCUUGAGGACAGCGCUGGGGACAACCGCGGGUCCCCCCCGGCCCCCCCACGGUCGCUCCCUGCCCAGCCCCGGGCGGAAUUUCUCCUUCGGAACACAAAAUGCCGGCGGAUUUGGGGUCGGUCCCCCCUCCCCGGGGACCUGCGGGGUCCCCGCGGGGCCGUGUCCCCGCCGCGUGUCCCCUCCCCGAACUCGGUGGGGUGGGGGUUUCUGUGCCCCCAAUUUCGCUCCUUUUCUGGCCGUUUUCUCGUCUCUCCCCGCGACCGACCCCAAAUGACGUCGCAGGGUGGCCCCCGCCCCUUUGUCCCCUUUGUUUGUCCCCCCAUUAACCCCCG